AUGCUUAUAAAUGAUAUAAUUAAUCAAACUCUACAAGAUUUACAAAAGAAAGACUAUUCAAAUUUUAACGACUCUUUAACAUUAAUAUCUCAGGCUAUUCAAAAUGUCGAUAAACAAAUUGAUAAUUUAGAAUCAAUUGAUAAGAUAUUACAAUAUACUCCUGAAAAUAAUGUAUUACAAUUGAGAUUAUACAGAGGACUAUUAUUGAUAGUCAGAAAUGCAGCGCCAACUUUAGAUAUAGAAUAUUUUCCAAGAGUGAUAACUAGUUUCAAACAAUUUCUACUACUUGAAGAAACUGAAUGGGUUGAUAAAACAAUACAAGUAUUUUGGGAAAUUUUAGCUAAUUUCAAAAGAAAUGACUAUAUUAAUCAAAUUAAUAGUUUAUUUGAGUCGACCAAAAUUGUUGAAACUCCACUCAUACAUUUUUUAUUUCGACAAUUUAAUUCAGACGAGCUGGAUCUAACAAACGAAAAUCUAUUAAAGCUUUUGAAGAUUAAGGAGAAUUAUGUGUUAAAUACAAUCUUUAAUCUUUAUUUGGGGAUUAGCGAUAAUCAUGAUUCUAAAAUGUUACUACAUCUUAUAUAUGAUAUUAUAACUCAUGAAAGUUUCAAAAAAUGGAUUGAUUCACAAAAAGAAGAAGUACAAAUAAAAUGGUUAGAGCUCACAAGUGUUGUCAUUGAGACAAAUGAUGAUUGGGAUAAUUUUCAACUUGUAGGUUUAUUGGCUUGGGUUGUACCGAUUUUUUUGGACUAUGAAAGUAAGCUAAAUGCUGACACUAUAAAAGACGAAAGAAUCGAAAAAUAUUUACUCAAUUCAUUACAUAUAUUGGCAGAGUGUUCAAAAUAUAAAGCUGCGAUUCAAUUUUUUGAGCAUGAACAAUUAUUAAAGCCAUUGAUUUCAUUACUUAAAACAAUUCAUGAGAAUGUGAAGCGAGUCACAAUGAAAUCAAAGAUUGAAGAAAUUGUAAAUUAUUCUUCUUCGAAAUCAUAUAUAAUAAUAAUUUUGUCAUAUAUGGCAUAUCAAUCACAUAAAAAUCAAGAACUCAUUAGAGAACUAGGCGGUCUAGCGUUGGUAUUAUCCAAUUGUCAAAUUGACGAAAAUAAUCCGUUCAUCAAAGAACAAGCAAUUUUAUGUAUAAAAUAUUUAUUAGAAAAGAAUCAAAAAAAUCAACAGUUUGUUGCUGAACUAGAAGCCAAGAAAACAAUUGAUGAUGAAGUGUUACAAGAGGUUGGAUAUAAAGUUGAUAUAGUGGAUGGGAAAGUAGAAUUGAAAAAAAAGGAAUCAAAUUAA
Lodderomyces jiufengensis is the source of this 1290-nucleotide messenger RNA. RefSeq lists its product as uncharacterized. The transcript has a single exon. The record is from RefSeq and is a predicted model, not a curated record. Gene Ontology annotation, cellular component: cytosol. NCBI's taxonomy places the organism in Eukaryota, Fungi, Ascomycota, Pichiomycetes, Serinales, Debaryomycetaceae. Bases 1 to 1290 code for a protein of 429 amino acids.